AUGGUGAUGCCGCUAUGGGGAAGACGUCAGUUCUCGUGCUACCACACCCCGUCAACUGCGUACAUUGAUUCUUAUCGUGCCGCAGCUCGCGCUGGUAGUCAAAAGGACGAGAGUUCGUGGCUAUAUCCUCGCAAUCUUCUGCGCCUUCACAGACUGAAGAACCUGCUUACUAAUGACUCUGAGGAGACACUGCGCGGACCAGAAGGUAGCAAGGAUGCCGACGAUGCGUUCUACUUCGCCUCACAGCCCGAGAAAAUCGUGCCUCGGUUACUACUAUAUAGGGACAUACCGAAAGCGGACGAAACUGAACGGAAGGCUAACGCUGCUGACCCGUUGAAUCACUACAUCAAGGAUACUCCGGAUAAGCACAAGGGCAAUGACAAAUACGGGAUCGCCGCUCGGAAGGCCGUGGCACAUUUGCAGUUCUCUAGGAACGUUCAUGAGAAAAUCGUAUGGACCAUCAACCAUGGCGAAUCCUAUAUGCAUCUAGGAGAUCCACAGCAUGAGAUCGGAUCACUGAGCAAGGUCGUGGACCGCAUCAGUAACACCCUUUAUGUUUUCUUUUUGACCAAAGCGCAGAAGAGGGUGCGUUUCCAAGACUAUUGCCCUGUAGUCUGA
Messenger RNA from Phanerochaete carnosa HHB-10118-sp, 618 nucleotides. RefSeq lists its product as uncharacterized. The transcript is spliced from 6 exons. NCBI's taxonomy places the organism in Eukaryota, Fungi, Basidiomycota, Agaricomycetes, Polyporales, Phanerochaetaceae. The record is from RefSeq and is a predicted model, not a curated record. Bases 1 to 618 code for a protein of 205 amino acids.